AUGGAUGAGGAUGCAUGGCGAACAAUGUUAACUGGAUGGAAGCGACCCGUUGCCACAGAUGAGAAAGGGAUUGAAACUGAGAAGCAUGAGAAAGACUGGAGCAAAGCCGAACAAAUUGCAGCAAAUAUGAAUUCCAAAGCCUUGAAUGCUAUAUUCAAUGGAAUUGAUAUCAAUCAAUUUAAGAUAAUCUCGGCGUGGAGAAACUUCAAACAGCUUAUGAGGGAACUGCUUCAGUUAGACUAUCCAAACUUCAAAUGCUUGCCACCCGGUUUGAAGAUCUUCGAAUGGAAGAAAAUGAGACCAUCCAUGCCAGACCGAUUCGCAUACAAGAUCACUGCCAUAGAGGAAGCCAGUGAUGUGGACUCAUUGCGACUUGAAGAUCUAAUUGGAAAUCUACAAACUUUUGAAAACAAGUUGAACAUCAGCAGAAUGGACAAGGAGAGAAAAAUUGCUCUGCAAACUGUAUCGGACACCACAGCAUCUGUGUCUGCUGCCCCUAUGACAGCACUUGAAGUCAAGCUCACGAAAUCCAUGUCUCUAAUAGCAAAGAACUUCGGAAAAUUCGUGAAGAGAAAUGGACAUCCUACAAACUUUGAGAGAAAACCCAGGACCUCUACAGAUAAGCCAGAAGUCAAGAAGGGAAUUCGAUGUAGAGAGUGUCAUGGUUAUGGUCAUAUCCAGGCAGAAUGUGCUAACACUCUGAAAAAACAAAGAAAAUCACUUGCCACUACCUGGAGUGAUGACAACUCAGAUUCUGAUGAUGAGAGUGAAGCUAGUGAUGAUGAUACAAACAAUGACUUCUGUGGAACUUGCAGAAUCACAGAAGACACACUCGAGGAUAUCACAUGCACAGAAGCACCACAUCUCAGGUACGUGACACAGAAAAAUGAAAAUUACGAAAAUCUAAAUAUAUCUUUUAUGUCCACAGGGAAUGACGAAUCAGAAGAUGAAGGUGAAGAUUCCAUUCAACACAUUCAACAACAAUUGGAUGAUCUCCUGAAGCAAUGUCAUGAAGUCAGUAAUGAAAAUAAACUCCUAAAAGAACGAGAGGAAGAGAACAAAGGAGUUAUAACAAAAUUGAAUGACAGAAUGGAUGAACUUGAGAUGGAGAUUGAAGUCUUUGAAGUGGAACAGGAAUUCGCACAAAGAGACAUCGACAAUCUUAAAGAUGUGUUGAAGUAUUGGCAGGACUAUGAUGGUGAAAGAGCAAAAAGAAUCAGGAAAAAUCUUUUUCCAAAAAUACAUGCUGAUGAUCACCAAGAUAUUUCACCACCUGUUGGCACAAUGUUUGAGGCUUCUGUCAGUAAGUUAAAUCGCACUGCAUUUCUUCUCUCAAAUAGAUUAGAUGAAAUCAUAAAUGCUCAUCCCUCUAAUCUCAAAAGAAUUGGGCUAGGGUAUACUGAUAGACAAUCUAAUGCCAACACUAGUUCAAACCAGAGAAUCAGAUUCGUCAAUCCCACAUCUUCCCAUGCGAACAACCAAACUCAUCCUACUAAGUUUAUUCCUAUCUGUCACUUCUGUCACAAAGUAGGGCAUGUCAGGCCUAAAUGCUUUAAAAGAUGGAAACUGAUAAAUAAACAGUUAGCAAAUCAGACAUCCAAUUCCGCUGCGUGGGUUAGUUACCCUCAAAGUAACAACUCUUAUAAACAAUGGAUGACAAAUGAUAGUACUAACUGUUGGUCUGCUAUUUUAUCUUUAAAUGCAUGUGCUACUAACUCUUGGUAUUUUGACAGUGGAUGUUCCAAACACAUGACAGGUGAAAGGAAUUUCUUGUCAAAUCUGCAUAACAUGUCUAGUGGACAGGUCACUUUUGGAGAUGGAAAUAAGGCUUAUGUAAAAGGAAAACGGGACUUGAAUGUUGGAGGAUUGCCAAACCUGAACAAUGUUCUGUAUGUGGAAUGUUUGAAAUCAAAUCUUCUGAGUGUAAGUCAGUUGUGUGACCUAUACGACUCAGUAUUGUUCACAAAGCGUAAGUGUGAAGUAUUUGAUGAAAACAAAAAUUGUGUUCUAACUGGAUACAGGUCAUCAGAUAAUUGCUACAAAAUUGAUCAGAUUGAUAAGUGGGAUCAAUGUCAUCACACUUCUUCUGACCUCACUGAUCUCUGGCAUCGGAAACUAGGUCACCUAAAUUUUCAUGAUCUAAUUCGUCUUGUUAAUGCAGGAUGCGUGAAAGGGGUACCACAACUGAAGACUGACACACCUGAGUCAUGUGGUGACUGUCCUUUGGGAAAACAAGUACGGACAUCUCACAAGAACACAGAUCAUGCAGGUACUAGUAGGACUUUCGAACUCAUUCACAUGGAUUUAAUGGGACCAAUGAAGACCGAGAGCAUUGGUGGAAAAAGGUUCUGGGCUGAAGCUAUGAGCACUGCUUGUUACACCAUAAAUCGUUUACACCUCAGACCAGGUACCAAGAAUACCCCAUAUGAAGUAUGGAAAGGAAUGGAUGAAGAAGACUCUAGUCCUGGAGAAAUCAUUGUACCAGUACAAACUCCGGAAGUCAACACAGAAGAAGUGACGACAGUGAUAGGAGAAGUUGAUGAAGGUAUGAAAACUCGAAAUAAGCCCAAAGUUGAUUACCAAGAAAUGGUCAGGUAUGUUUGUUAUACUUCUACUAUAGAACCAAAAAACAUCAAAGAAGCAAUUAUUGAUGAGUAUUGGGUACAAGCUAUGCAAGAGGAACUUAUAUGUGUCACCUACGAAUGUGACAUCUUGGUUUUUGGAAUAGGAAUGAUAGGAGUGAGCCAUGAUAGAAGUGUGAUGCCCCCUCUAUCGGGAGUGAUCAAUGUCUAUGACAUCAUUCAUCUCAAAGAUCAUACCUCUAUUGGGAGAAUUAUGCUACCGCAUAUGCAUCUCUGA
This is a messenger RNA of Erythranthe guttata (spotted monkey flower), 2859 nucleotides long. NCBI's taxonomy places the organism in Eukaryota, Viridiplantae, Streptophyta, Magnoliopsida, Lamiales, Phrymaceae. The record is from RefSeq and is a predicted model, not a curated record.